Molecule: messenger RNA, 3898 nt
Organism: Misgurnus anguillicaudatus (oriental weatherfish)
Lineage: Eukaryota; Metazoa; Chordata; Actinopteri; Cypriniformes; Cobitidae
Gene: klhl34
Product: kelch-like family member 34
Molecular function (GO): protein binding
Source: RefSeq, a predicted model, not a curated record
UAAAUUACAAUUCGCCCUUUUUUGACCCAAUGCUGGGUUGAAAAUAACAUGUGUAUGCAAGUAUGUAUUUGUAAUGCAGUAUCUGCAUUUGCAUAACAGGUGUAUUGUCUCAACUAAAGCCUUGUACUUACUAGAUAAUAGCAAAAUAGUUCACCAUGACCACCAAGGCUAACAAAAACCCAAACAGAAAGAACAAACACUGUUAUAUUUAUAGAAAGCCUCUUAGGCCUGACAGCAUUCUGGAUCCAAUGGUCAAAAUGGACAACGAACAAUGGCCUGAGACCAUUAAUCACCUGUACAACCAUUUAAAUAAAUGAAUAAAUACACAUCACAACAAAAAUGGUGAAACACAGACAUCAUCUGCUAUAUUUAGAUGAUAUAGUGGUGGGGAAAGGACAUGAUCUUGUGAAAGAUCUCCAAGCACGCAAGGAAGUGGAGUCCGGUUUUGUUGAUUGAAAUAUUAAAGAGAGUUGUGCACUAAACUGGAUUUCUCAGAAGAGAAAAUAUGGAGAGGUUGAGUGCCCCAAAGGGUCAAUGACUCGUUUUUAAAGAAAGAACUUAAGUGUUGUUCAUACUGCCAAAUUCUGCACUCAUUACAAUAAUUUCCUUCAGACACAAGCAGCACACAAAAAUGCCCCACGCUAAUCACCAUGGCUCCCUCCCAAUUCAUGCAACGGCACUAAGUGUUAGUGAAUUUACAAGUGGCUCCAGUUUCCAAUUAGCUCCUAGAUGCGUUGUAUUGCAAAUGUUGUGGAGAGUAAAGAAACCACUCGAAUGGGAUCAUGAGCAGAGUGUGAAACUGUAACCACCCCUUGCUUCAACAGUAUACUUAAUACCCCCUGUGCAACACAGCCUGGUGCUGCUUAGUCCCAUAUCUUUGCCAGCAGCUAUUCAGGGAAGAUGAUGGUAGAAUGUUCACGAGGUCGGGAUGUGUCCUUUUUGAUGUGGGGCAAGCUUAGACACAACACAAGCCCAGCACUUUAAAUUAGCUACACUGAUCCAACAUAAACAAGUCUCCUGUGACCUGUUACUACUUUAGGUCACACUUGAACACUUUUGUUGGUUUAUAAACAAACUUUCUUUGUCUUGUUCAUCUGUGCCUUUCUGACUGUUCCCUAUGGUGGUCAUCUUCUUUGGUUGAGUGCUUUAUCAAAUCUCUUGCUUUCUUCACUUGACUCUGAUCAACCGCAAGUUUCUAUUUUCGUAACACUAGUGAUGUCGAAAGAGACAUGGAUUUUGGUGGUGACAUAUCUUCAGUGAUGACUAACUGAUGAUGACUUGAGAUCUACUGGUCAUAAUGAAUCCCUGGCAUGAUGUCCCUAUAUGCUCUCUGUGUUUAUAACUAAAGGGAAAGGGCAGCAAGCUCAGAGUGGGCAGGUUGUUUACUCUCAUGACCCCAAAAUGUCUGGCUGUCCUUUCUCCCCUCCCUUCGAGAGAUCUGGUCGAAUGCACAUGCCCAUUUUGUUGAAAACAGAUGGGUGGGUUGUAACAUGGAGCAGUUUGUGGGGUUUCUAAUGGGUAGUGGAGUGAUGGUCGACCAUCCCCUUUGCAUUUUCAGAUUUCCAUAUUAGAUCCCUGCAUAUGCAAUGAACUACAUCCUAUCAGACGGGGCUGGGGUGCUGAUCUUUUCUCUCUUUCACGUCGUUUUAUUCUUUAUGACAUUGCAGUAGCAAGAGGACCAAGCCUUUUCUCUACUGACCUCUCCUUUUUUCUCCUCCUUUAAUUCUUUUUCCUUAUCUGUUUUUUGUCUUUCAUUACUAAGUUACGUAUUCCUAAACCUCGUCUACUCUUCUUUUCUUCUUUCUUAGCAAUGAAUUACUACCUAAUGCUCAGCAACAGUCACGGAGAUGGAGUUCUGUCUCGGUACCAGAGCUUGCGUACGGAAGGCCGAAUGUGCGAUGUUGUUUUGGAGGCGGAGGGUGUGGAGUUCCCUGCUCAUCGGACUUUGCUAGCCUGCUCCAGCGAUUACUUCUGGUCCUUGUUCCAAGACUACACUCUGGAAUCUAAAGCCUACAUGAUCAGUUUGCCAGCCCUGUCCUCACUAGGCCUGGAGCAGAUACUUGACUUCAUCUAUACCUCAUGCAUCUCACUAUCACCUUCCACCCUGGAGGUCACACUGCAAGCUGCCACUUAUCUGCAGGUGAACCAUGCUAUGCCCCUUUGCACUGACUAUAUCUCUGAAAGCAUUGCUCUUGACAACUGCUGCUUUUUUGCUAACGUAGCAGCUCGCUAUGGCCUUUCUGAAGCAUUUACCAUCAGCAACUCUUUUAUUGCCAGUAACAUGCACCGAAUACUUGGAACUGAGCAAAACAAAGCUGAGCUAUUGGUGUUAAACCAUGAAUCUCUGCAAGAGGUGCUGGAAGUUAAGGAGAUGCCAGGUGUUAAGGAGAUAGACCUUUUACAGCUAGCUUUGGAUUGGCUGGAGCGCAACCCAUUGUCUGCUUUGCAAAGUAACUCAUUGCUCAGUCGUAUCCGAUUUGGUUUGGUGCCACCUGAGGAGCUGACUCAACUUAGUGCGUUCAAGCCUGCCCUACGAACACCCUUCAUUCGCAGCGUAGUGCAGAAAGCACUUCAUUACCACCUUCAGGGUCCUCUUCAACCUCUACUACAAAGUGUCCACUCCAGCCUAAGACUCAAACGCAGCAAAAUUGUGCUGGUGGGGGGAGGACCAGAAGCAGACAGACCCCAGAAUCAGAUCUUGACCUAUGAACCACGCAGCAAGAAGUUUGGCACACUCUCCACUACUCUGCCAAAUAAGCUCCAACAUCAGGGUGUAUGCGUUGUUGGUAACUUCUUGUUUGUGAUAGGUGGUGAAGUGGUGCAAGUGGAUGAGGAACAUGAAAAGACUGCUGUGAUGACAGUCACUGACCAGGUAUGGCGAUUUGACCCACGGUUUGAGCGAUGGGAGGAGAUGGAACCACUCUUACAGAAGAGGGCACAAUUUGCUUGUUGUGUAGUAGAAGGUGUUAUUUUUGCUAUAGGUGGGCGGGGUCAGAAAGGCGAGCCAGCUUUAUCAUCUGUGGAGAGAUAUAAUAUGAAUGCAGGAUGCUGGCGCAGUGGAGUGUCCCUACCGCAUCCGAUCCACGGGCAAGCCUGUGCCACUUUUGGAGCGGGAAUCUACAUCUCUGGAGGCAUCCAUGGCAACACCCCAGAGAGCAGUAAAGAGAUGCUGUUUCUAAAUUCUUUUGAUGGCAAUGCCUGGGAGACACGUUCUGAGAUGUCCGUUGCCAGAUUUGGCCACCAAAUGGCAACAGUGAGGGGUAAAAUAUAUGCCUUUUUGGGAAUGUAUGAACCAUUUUGUGAGAUUGAAUGCUAUAGUCCUGAGCAAGACCUGUGGAUCAGUCUACAUCCCCUACAUAAUGACCGCUUCUGCUAUGGCUUGGCAGCCACAGGAGGAAAACGAGUGCUCAUGUUUGGUGGAAGAAAAUGGCAGGAUGGACAGGAGGUGUGCACCACAAAUGUGCUGGAGUAUGACACUGACUAUGACAGCUGGAGAGAAUUGUGUAAACUACCAAGGCCCUUGUGUGGGACUCAAUGUGUCCUAAUGGCUAUACAAGACCCUCCAGAAACAUAAAAGACCUUUUGCAAACAUCAUCCCACAUACACGCAGAUAAAAAGAAGGCUGUCACUCCUUGCUGAACCAGAGCAAGUUCAAGGGCAAGGGAUGUAUUUGCAUCACAGCACUCUGAAUUGUAAAGUGAAGUAGCAUGGAUGACCAUGAAUAUUCAUUUAUCCAAAUACAGAGGACUUUGGUGAGGGUAAAGUAUGUUUUACCACAAGUAUUAAAUUCUGAAAAUGGGUCACCAUGAAAAGGACAGAGAAAGCCAUUAUAUUGACAGAUGACUUUGUCAAAAAACUUAGGUCUGUAGCAAUAAACACUAAAGCUGAAGACAGAGCU